Messenger RNA from Nomia melanderi (Alkali bee), 2992 nucleotides. It is a transcript of the gene Gp93, whose product is annotated as heat shock protein 90 Gp93. NCBI's taxonomy places the organism in Eukaryota, Metazoa, Arthropoda, Insecta, Hymenoptera, Halictidae. Gene Ontology annotation, molecular function: ATP binding; ATP-dependent protein folding chaperone; ATP hydrolysis activity. The record is from RefSeq and is a predicted model, not a curated record. Gene Ontology annotation, biological process: protein folding.
AACGUAGCGUCGUGGUCAGAUUAUAUGACAGUCGGAGUUGAAACAGCAGAGCAAGGUGUUUAGGUCAGGCUUUUGUGUAUUUUCGAUUCUUUCCUGCAAUUAUUUGUGAAGCUUUCAUGAUAACAAUGAAAAAAGCGUUAUUGUUCGUAGCAGCCCUGUUCCUUUUAACAGGGCUAGCUAGUGCUGAAGGUUUGGUUGAGGAAGAUGUUGAAACCGUUGAGAACGAUUUGGGUGCAAGUCGUGAAGGAUCUCGAACAGAUGACCAAGUGAUACAGAGAGAAGAAGAAGCUAUAAAGUUAGAUGGAUUAAAUGUUGCACAAAUGAAAGAACUGAGGGACAAGGCUGAAAAAUUUGUGUUCCAAACUGAAGUUAAUCGUAUAAUGAAACUUAUUAUAAAUUCAUUGUACCGGAACAAAGACAUUUUCCUUAGAGAACUGAUAUCCAAUGCAUCUGACGCUCUGGAUAAGAUUAGGUUGCUGUCCCUAACAGAUAAAACUGUUCUAGAUAGUAAUCCUGAAUUAGCGAUUAGAAUAAAAUCAGAUAAAGAAAAUAAAAUAUUAAGUAUAACUGAUUCUGGUAUCGGUAUGAAUAAAAAUGACCUGAUUAAUAAUCUUGGAACAAUUGCAAAGUCUGGUACUGCUGAAUUCUUGGGCAAAAUGCAAGAGACAUCAAAUACUCAGGAUUUAAAUGAUAUGAUUGGUCAGUUUGGAGUAGGUUUUUAUUCCGCUUUCUUAGUCUCGAACACAGUAAUCGUUACAUCGAAGCAUAAUGACGAGAAACAGUAUAUCUGGCAAUCUGAUAGCUCUAGUUACAGUAUUGUAGAGGAUCCAAGAGGGGAUACGUUAAAGAGAGGAACAACAGUCAGCCUUCACCUAAAGGAUGAAGCAUUGGACUUCUUAGAGGAGGAUACAAUCAGAAAUUUAGUAAAGAAAUACUCACAAUUCAUUAAUUUCCCUAUAUAUCUGUGGAGCAGUAAAGUUAUUCAAGUUGAUGAAGAAGAAGAGGAAGAUGAAGAGAAACCAGUAAAGGAAGAUGAAAGUAAAAAGGAUGCACCUGAAGAUAAAGUACUAGAUGAAGAAGACGAUGCAAAGGUUGAGGAUGCUGAAGAAGAAAAGAAAACUAAGAAAGUUGAUAAAACUGUCUGGGAUUGGGAGUUGCUAAACGACUCUAAACCUAUAUGGACAUUGAAACCAUCAGAAGUUGAAGAGAAAGAUUACAAUGACUUCUACAAAGCAUUAACAAAAGAUACUCAAGAUCCAUUAGCAAAGAUUCAUUUUGUUGCAGAGGGUGAGGUCACCUUCAAAUCACUUCUUUUUAUUCCCAAAGUUCAACCUGGCGAUAGCUUCAACCGUUAUGGCACUAAAGCAGAUAACAUUAAGUUAUACGUUAGAAGAGUCUUCAUCACCGAUAAAUUCACUGACAUGAUGCCUAAUUACUUGUCUUUCAUUCGGGGUAUUGUUGACAGCGACGACCUACCUCUUAACGUUUCCCGAGAAAACUUGCAACAGCAUAAGCUUAUUAAAGUAAUUAAGAAGAAACUAAUUAGGAAAGUAUUAGAUAUGAUAAAGAAGAUUCCAAAAGAAGAAUACGAUAAGUUCUGGAAGGAAUACAGUACAAAUAUUAAAUUGGGCGUAAUUGAAGAUGCUCAGAACCGAGCCAGACUGUCCAAGCUUCUACUUUUCCAAUCUUCCACUCAGAAGAGUUCCACGACACUGACAGAUUAUGUCACUCGUAUGAAACCCAAUCAGCAGUACAUCUAUUAUAUUGCUGGCUCUUCAGAGAAAGAAGUAAAGAAAUCUCCAUUCGUUGAAAGAUUAGACAAAAAAGGUUAUGAAGUUUUAUAUUUAACAGAGGCUGUUGAUGAAUAUGCUAUUUCUGCCCUUCCCGAAUUCGACGGCAAGAAAUUCCAAAACGUGGCGAAGGAAGGCUUCUCCAUUGAUGAAAGUGACAAGGCCAAGGAAAGAAUGGAACAUUUAAAAACAACUUUCGAGCCGUUAGUGAAAUGGUUGAAUGAUAUCUUGAAGGAUCACAUUAGUAAAGCUCAAGUGUCUGAACGUUUAACAGACUCUCCCUGUGCUUUGGUUGCCAGUAUGUUCGGUUGGACUGGGAACAUGGAAAGACUUGCGAUUUCUAAUGCCCAUCAAAAGAGCGACGACCCACAGAAAACUUAUUACUUAAAUCAGAAGAAGACUCUGGAGAUUAACCCAAGACAUCCUCUCAUUAGAGAAUUGUUGCGACGCGUGGAAGUAGACACUGCUGAUGAGACAGCGAAAGAGAUUGCUUUGAUGAUGUUCAGAACAGCCACUCUUCGAUCUGGGUACAUGCUUACAGAAACUGCUAGUUUCGCACAUAGCGUGGAACAACUGAUGAGAAAGACCUUGGGAAUUUCUCUGGAUGAAGUACCGGAAGAAGAGGAAGCACAAGAAGAGGAAUCUGCUUCGACAGAAGCUGAGGGAGAAUCCGAAACAGAGACUAUAGAUAUAAAUAUGAGCGAAGAAGAGAAAGAAGAAGACGAUAAAAAGCACGAUGAGCUGUAAUUGAAAAUUGUAAUUUUAUAGCUGUAUAACUGUACAAUGUAUAGUGACACAGUAACCAAUAACGUUAUGCAACUAUUUUUGUUGCAAUGGAAAACGAACAGUUGUAAUUGUACAGAAAGAAAAGUGUUCUUUGAUAGUUCUUUGCAGCAUUUAAAGUGUUUUGUAAUGAUAUCAAUGCAAAGACAAAUCGAAGGGUAAAAUAUUCUGCAAAUUAAGUUCAUCAUCGUAAUAUAAUUAUAGUCCUAUAAGUUCUAUAUUUGGUAACGAAUUAUUGUUGUAAUUUAUUUCAUUUGAUCUUCCACCUUUUUAUAGUCACAUAAAAGGAUCACUGACUGAAUAAAAAUAAAUAUAGCAUGUUUGCGAUGCGAAUGAAUGUGUUUGUAUAAAAGGAUAUUAAAAACUUACUGGAGUAUCAUUAUCAUUAUCGUUUUGUACUUGACCGUUGCCGAUUAUUU